Molecule: messenger RNA, 354 nt
Organism: Lactuca virosa
Lineage: Eukaryota; Viridiplantae; Streptophyta; Magnoliopsida; Asterales; Asteraceae
Source: the annotation of a GenBank genome assembly
AUGGAACUGAAGGAAAGGGUAAAGGAUAAGGGCGGCUCGGCUGUCGGCUCAUUUCACUCAGUGCGUGUUGUGGGGGUCUCAAGUAUAGUCACACUCUAUUCUUACACUACGCACCUACCCCCUUAUCCUACGCACCCACCCCACACUCCCUCAAAACCCCACUCUGUAAAAGUGAAAACGAAAAAGAAGCCGUUUUCAGAGGAUAAACAGCAGCACACUGUUCGUCAUCAGAUCGUUAGUUGCGUCUCAAGAUUCCUCUGUUGUUUCGUGUCAAAAUCAUUAUCAACCUCGGCAUUGCCUGAGAGAUUCCUUAAUGUGAAACUUGAACAGAGUGAAAGUGAGAAAUUACUGUGA